Messenger RNA from Branchiostoma floridae (Florida lancelet), 1493 nucleotides. RefSeq names its product short transient receptor potential channel 5-like. Gene Ontology annotation, cellular component: membrane; cation channel complex. Gene Ontology annotation, molecular function: inositol 1,4,5 trisphosphate binding; store-operated calcium channel activity; protein binding. Lineage: Eukaryota; Metazoa; Chordata; Leptocardii; Amphioxiformes; Branchiostomatidae. Gene Ontology annotation, biological process: regulation of cytosolic calcium ion concentration; calcium ion transmembrane transport; manganese ion transport. Bases 1 to 993 code for a protein of 330 amino acids. The transcript is spliced from 3 exons. The record is from RefSeq and is a predicted model, not a curated record.
AUGGAGGCACGUUUUCUGAGUCUCGUCCGUAAUAAUGAAGCCUCGGAAGUUUCCACAGUUCUUGGGGAGGAAAACGUCAGUCCAGACAUUUCUCUUGGCCUGGCGACACUCCAGGACAAGUUCGGCAGGUCUGUCCUGGAGCUAGCCGUGGACAGCGGGUCGCGCGAAGUGGCCGAGGUUCUGUUAGACCACGGCGCACCCAUCGGUGACGCGCUGCUGUACGCCAUCGACAGGCAGGACGUCGACGCCAUGCGGAUCCUGAAGGAGAGGGCGUUGACGGAGACCCUAGGUCGGACGUACGGUGUGGACUCUGAGGAUGGCAGCAACGCCUUCCCCAGCUACAUGACCCCGGUCAUGCUAGCAGCCAUGAAGAACAACUACGAUAUCCUAGAGAUGCUGCUUCAAGCUGGCUUCCCUACACCUGCGCCAGACGACUACAAAUGGACAACCGACAUUAGCGAGUCCAUCGCUUGGCUGGACGCCUACCGUGCGGUGUGCAGUCCGUCCUACAUCCUUCUCACCAGCCCCGACCCGUUUAUUACUGCCUUCCGGACGGCCAAGGCUCUUCGAGAUGCCCUAUGGAAGCGGGAACAGUACCGGCCUGAGCUGGAGCUGCUGGCGGACCAGUGUGAGACGUUCGCCCGUGAGUUACUGGACGAGGCACGCUCAACUAAAGAAGCCGGGACCAUCCUCGAGCACCUCUGCAGUCCAGAGGACUCUCCAUACAGAAAGUCCGCCUCUACUAUCCAGCUAGCUGUGGACCUCAAGUUAAAGCAGUUCGUGACGCACCCUCUUUGCUUUGAAUAUGUCAACCAACGGAAGUUCCAGGAGAUCGCAGACUUUCAUCCGUUCUUCCAGGGGUUGGAAACCGCCUCCUCUGUGUAUACCGCAGUUUUCUUGGUGACCGUGGGGCUAGCGUAUCCCUUCCUGUGUCUGGCACAUCUUCUAGCGCCUCAGUCAAAGGUCAGCGUACGACUAGUUGUAGUAUCAUAAUGGUACUUGAAGAAUCAACGGAUACGUUAUGCAAUAGUUAUAUUGAAUAAUUGCCCUAAGUUGGCUGUUACGCUUGAUACAUAGGAACUGGUAGUGCUGUUGAAUUUGAGGAUAGAAAGAAUUGAUUCCCCUUCUAAUAUUAGAAAAGCUACACUCUGUGAAUGAGAGUAUCUGUUUUGUUUAGCUUUUUGUUUUUAGCGACGCUUCAGGGGUGAGCCUAAUAGUAUAGUUUGCGACUGUUUGACAAGUAUUCCCAAAAUCUCGCAGGCAUGUCAGGAAUUUUUCUACAGGCAUGUGUAGUUGCAUCAUCCCUUUAGAGGGGAUGGGUUGACGAAUCGUCAUGAUAUUUGGAAUGUAGCUAUAGAAAGCUUCAGAGAUGCCUUGCAUAAUUAAAUGCUAAUCAUGCAAAUCAGGGGCUGAUUUGGGUAUUAAUGAGUACAGUAUAUAAAUACACUGCAUUUCAUGUUAGAAUGCUCAAAAAUAUCCCAAAUGUAAAUCAA